AUGAGAGGAUUUACAAAAUUAUUUUUAGUCUUCACAAUUUUUGCUUUACUCUUUGUAGUUUUCACUCCAAGCACACAAGCAAAUGAUGUAACUACCACCAAUUUAGAAAGUGAUGGUUACACAGAAGCUGAAGCCAAAUUAAUUGAAGAAAAAGGUGAAAAAUUCACAUUCCAAACAGAAGUUAACAAACUUAUGAACAUUAUCAUCAACUCAUUAUAUUCAAAGAAAGAAAUCUUUUUAAGAGAAUUAAUUUCAAACGCCUCAGAUGCCUUAGAUAAAAUUAGAUUUUUAGGCUUAACCAAUCCAAGUUUAUUAGGCGAAGGUGAACAAUCUAAAUUAGAUGUUCAUAUCAAGAUUGAUAAAGAAAACAAUGUUCUCCAUAUUACUGAUAAAGGUGUUGGUAUGACUAAAGACGAAUUAAUCAAGAAUUUAGGUACCAUUGCCCAAUCAGGCACUAAAGAAUUUAUUCAAAAAGUUAGCGAAUCAUCAGACUCAUCAAACUUAAUUGGUCAAUUUGGUGUUGGUUUUUAUUCAUUAUUUUUAGUUGCCGACUCUGUUGUUGUCACCUCAAAGAGUAACGACGAUGAUCAAUACAUCUGGACCUCAGAUUCACAAUCACAAUUCACCAUCGCUAAAGAUCCAAAAGGUAACACUCUUGGUAGAGGUACUCGUAUUUCACUCCAUAUCAAAGAAGACUCUAAAGAAUUCUUAGAACAACAAACCAUUCGUGAACUCGUCAAGAAAUACAGUCAAUUCAUCAACUUCCCAAUCUUUUUAUACACCUCUGAAGAAAUUGAAGUUCCAGUCGAAGAAAAAGAACCAGAAACUAAACCAGAAACCACCAAUGACGAAGAAACCACCACCACUGAAGAAGAUGAAGAUGCUGCUGAAGAAAAAGAACCAGCUACUGAAAAGAAAACUGUUUACAAAUGGGAAGAAUUAAACGAUGCCAAACCAUUAUGGAUGAAAUCACAAUCUGAAAUCAGCAAGGAAGAAUACACUGAAUUCUUUAGAUCACUCUCAAAGAACCAAGAAACCCCAAUUACCUACACUCACUUCAGAACUGAAACCGACCCAAUUAUUCGUUCCAUCCUCUACAUCCCAGAAAACCCACCAUCAAAUAUGUUUGAUUUAGACGCUGUCUCAUCUGGUCUUAAACUUUUUGUUCGUCGUGUUUUCAUCACUGAUAACCUCAAAGAUUUAGUUCCAAACUGGCUUCGUUUCCUCAUUGGUGUCAUUGACUCUGAUGAUUUACCAUUAAAUGUAUCUCGUGAAAUUUUACAACAAAGCAAAAUUCUCGACUCUAUUAAAAAAGCUGUUGUCUCUAAAUUCAUUCAAAUGGUUAAAAGUUUAGCUGAAGAUGAAGAUAAAACCAACUUCCACAACUUUUUCAAGAAAUUCGGUUCAAAUGUUAAAUUAGGCAUCAUCGAAGAUAGCAAAAACAAGAAUAGAUUAAUCAAAUACCUUUUAUUCCCAUCAAACAAAAACGAAUUCACCUCAUUCGAAGACUACGUUUCACGUAUGAAAGAAGGCCAAGACCAAAUCUACUUUAUCUCUGGUAAAUCAAAGGAAUCAGUUGAAGCCUCACCAUUAAUCGAACAAGCCAUCAAAAAAGGUUAUGAAGUUUUAUAUUUUGUUGAUGCCAUUGAUGAAUAUUUAAUUCCACAAUUAGAUAAAUAUGACGAUAAAUACAAAUUCACCAAUUUAGCUCGUGAUGGUGUUAAAUUCGACGAAACCGCCGAAGAAGAAGAAUCACGUAAACAAACCGCCGAAGAAUUCAAACCACUUACUGAUUUCCUUAAAAAGACUCUUUCAGAUAAGGUCGAAAAAGUUACCAUUUCAAAAGUUUUAGCUGACUCACCAUCAAUUUUAGUUUCAAACGCUUGGGGUUUCACCGGUAAUAUGGAACGUAUCAUGAAAGCUCAAGCUCAUGGUCAAACCCAACCACAAUUCAAUCCAAAGAAAAUUAUGGAAAUUAAUCCAUCACAUCAAUUAAUCAAACAACUCUUAUCUAGAUUAGUAGAGUUUGGUGAACAAGAUGAAGUCGUUAAAAUUUCUGCUAAUGUUCUUUAUGAAACCUCUGCCUUAACUGCUGGUUACUCUAUUGAAAACCCAACUAGUUUCGCCGAUUGGAUUUACAAAAUUAUGUUAAUCAGUGGAGAACAAAUCGCUAAAGCUGAUUACCAAUCACCACAACAAACCAAUACUGGUCCACAAGUUUCAUUUGAUGGUAACAACGAAAUGUUUAACCAACCAGGUGAAUUCGAAUAUAAAGCUGAACCAGAAACCCAAGAAGAAUCAGUCCAAGAAGAAAAAUCAUCAAAACAUGAUGAAUUAUAAAAUAUAAAUAAAUAAUAAAUAAAAUAAAUAAUAAUUAUUAUUUUUUUUUUUUAAUGU
Dictyostelium purpureum is the source of this 2397-nucleotide messenger RNA. RefSeq lists its product as uncharacterized. The record is from RefSeq and is a predicted model, not a curated record. Gene Ontology annotation, molecular function: ATP-dependent protein folding chaperone; ATP hydrolysis activity; ATP binding. Bases 1 to 2340 code for a protein of 779 amino acids. NCBI's taxonomy places the organism in Eukaryota, Evosea, Eumycetozoa, Dictyosteliales, Dictyosteliaceae. The transcript is spliced from 2 exons. Gene Ontology annotation, biological process: protein folding.